Molecule: messenger RNA, 909 nt
Organism: Symbiodinium necroappetens
Lineage: Eukaryota; Dinophyceae; Suessiales; Symbiodiniaceae
Source: the annotation of a GenBank genome assembly
GCUGAAGGUUCUCUUAGGUGAAAGCCCGGAUGCCCCGCCGACCCUGGAGCUGCGCUUGCAAUUCUUUUUGGAGCUCCGCCCCAUCUUCCGAAAACCCGGAACCACGACAACUACGACAACCACCACCAUGAAGCCAUAUGAGCGCCGACGCAGAGGUCGAGUUCCUACACCGCCGCCUAAGGUCGUGGAGUGGUGCGAAAGAAAUCUUCGCAGGGUUCUUUGCGGCAUCUGGCUCAGAGCAGAUGCACUGUGGCGCUGUGUUAAAUGCUGCCCACAACCCCCUAGAUGCGGCGGCGACUGCCUCUACAAGUGUCCUUUGAACGGCUCCAAUCCUUUGAUGAACGGCUCCAACUCCCAGGGAUUCCCGAGCAUCAGCUACGGGGUUAAUGGGCUGCCAGGGGUUGAUUUGGCUGCUCCAGGCGAGCCCAGCGAGCUGGAGUGGUUUGCAGAGUCACCUAAGCAGCGAGUGCAAGACUUCAAGCAGACCGUGGAUGAGGAGACUGUGCCCCCAGAAAACGUGUCGGUCACCGACGGCGACUGCCCCGUGCCUUUCGCGAUCGGCGGCGGUUGCAUAUGCAAGGAGGGCUGCUCUCGCGCGCGUCCCUACUUGCACUCAGAAAUCAUAUCGGACACGAGCCUGGAAUGCGAGGUGCGAUGGUUUGAUUAUCUGGACUUGCUGGCCCUUCCCAAGACGAUAUGUGGGCCUAGGAAGGUGGGAACAUUGAUAGGUGGUGCUUGCAUUAAAUACUAUCCAUACGAUGACGUCGAGAUCAUAGCUGCGUUUCCUGAAGAUCAAACUUCUUUCCGAUGCCUCGGAACUGGCGAGUGGAGAGACGAGCCAUGGCACCAGACACGGGCAGGUGGGUAUUGUCUGGAGCUUGAGGGGAAUGAGAAGGUCAUCAUGGUCAG